Molecule: messenger RNA, 2626 nt
Organism: Exophiala dermatitidis NIH/UT8656
Lineage: Eukaryota; Fungi; Ascomycota; Eurotiomycetes; Chaetothyriales; Herpotrichiellaceae
Product: acyl-CoA dehydrogenase
Exons: 1
Coding region: 359-2428 (689 amino acids)
Molecular function (GO): oxidoreductase activity, acting on the CH-CH group of donors
Source: RefSeq, a predicted model, not a curated record
CCCAUCUGGGUAUCCCGGCUGAGCUUUCAUUCAACCUUUAGGUAAGAUCCGGGACCAGCCGCUUCAUUUGUGGGCAGUAUAUGUGUCGUGACUACAACCUACCUAUCCAAUCCGCCUCUAUAGAGAUACGGGAGCCGAGUAAAAGCUCCAACAGAGUUGACUGAGGACCGACCAGAAAAGACAAUCACUCUUCCGGAAGGACUCUUACUGUGAGGAUUACAGAGAGACAAUACACUGCUCCUCACCUACCUAUAUACUUCUACUAUUCACCACCCCUUUUGACGGAUUCGGGUCAUUCCCGUGUUUAUUGUAUAUACAGGACAGCUUCUCGCUCGUAUCCACCCCUCUCCCUUUCACCAUGGGGCCCCAGCCACGGAAACCGUCCUCCGCAACCAGCGGUUUCUUCCAGACCCUGCCGGUAGUGCCGCCUCAAUAUACACAGUCUUCGCCUUCAUCCACAAGAAGUCUUCAAGAGCAUCAGGACCGCAAUCACCAUCACAACCACGAUCACGUUGACGACGAUGGCCCCUCGGACGACAUCAUUCUCGACCGCAUUCUGGCAAUCUACCUACCAACCCCAAUUCCCCACGAGAUCUCACAGCCCCUGCACGACUUUGCACGACAGGUCCUGCAUCCCUCGACGCUCGCACACACGGUGGACUGCGAGACGAACCUACCGACAAUCCACCCACUCACCACAUUCGGAGAAGAAAACAGAACCAACCCUCUCCGGACGAGCGAAGGCUGGCGAGCCCUGAAGCAAAUCCAGACACGGGCCGGGGUAGUCGGGUACGGCUAUCCGCACCUAGCGAUCCGACAGAACUUCAACCGACGGGUUCACCAGUUCGCCACACUGCACCUAUGGCACGGGUCGUGUGCAAUGGUGACGUGUCCGAUGGCCAUGACGGACGGGGCGGCAGUGUUGUUGCGCAAGCACUUGGGCGAUCCGGACGAUGACCAACCGGGCCGGGCAGAAGUGUUCCUCGAGUCGUACAAGAGACUGGUAUCCCUAGACCCGAGCUACGCGUGGACCAGCGGGCAAUGGAUGACGGAGCGGACGGGGGGCAGCGACGUGCGCGAAACAGAAACGGUGGCUCGACGCAUGACGGAACAAGAACUUCGAGAUGACAGACUGAAAAAUCGAGAUAGGGACGCCCACGGCCUCCCACUGGGCCCGUGGCUCGUUGACGGGUUCAAAUGGUUCUCGUCGGCGACCGAUGCCGACAUGGCGAUUCUUCUUGCGCAGACUGACAACGGAUUGAGUGCAUUUUAUGCGCCCUUGCGCCGACGCCUCGGUGGUAACCCAUCGUCAUCACGUGCAACGACAGAACAUCUCGAUGCCACCGAAAUGAACGGCGUCCGCAUGCAACGGUUGAAAAACAAACUCGGCACAAAAGGCUUGCCCACCGCCGAACUGGAAAUCAAACAAAUGCGCGCGUUUCUCAUCGGCAAGCAGGGCCAGGGCGUCAAGGAAAUCAGUGCCAUCCUCAACAUCACAAGACUCUACACUGCCACCGCGGGUGCCGGAUACCUGGCGCGCGGACUGGCCGUGAGUCGCGCAUACACCCAUGUGCGCAAGGUCCGCGCGGGUCAGUUGCUGCGUGACAACGCGCAGCAUCUGGCCUGGAUGGCCGGCGAGUCUGUCAAAUACCGUGCUCACAUGCAUUUGGUCUUUUUGGGCGUCGCCCUGCUGGGGGCCAGCGAGCAAGGGUAUGAGGCGGUGGCAAACAACAACACUCGUGCGGCCGGUCUGAUCCCGCGUGACAAAAUGGCUAUUGAUAUGCUCCUCCGCAUCUUGACACCUGUCAUGAAAGCGCAGGUAACAUUGAACAGUGUGUCCGGUCUUCGGGCCUGCAUGGAGUCGCUGGGUGGUGUUGGAUACUGUGAGAACAAUGAAGACGGAGGCGUGCUCAAUAUCGCCCGACUCUUCCGCGACAGCGUGGUCGGGACCAUCUGGGAGGGCACUACUAGUGUCAUGGCCGAGGAUGUCUUGAGAGUCAUCAAGAAUCCAAAGACAAAAACUGAUAUCAUCGAUACCAUCUUCGGAACGUGGACCCGCGCCGUGCUAAAAGUUGUCGGUCCCAAAUCCUCGAGAGAGGCCGCCAUCGUGCUCAGCCGUUAUGAGACCCUCAAGAAAAUGGUUGAUCAGCUGACCGCCGACCAGCUCCACCGUCGCGGCAGGGACAUCCUUGAGCAUAUCGAGGCCAUUGCAUGCGCCUGUCUGCUGAUGUACGAUGCGUUGGUGGAUGGAGAUGUUGUCGCCACUGAAGUCGCCGUAAGGUGGGUCAACAUGAUUGCAUUGUCUUCGGAUAAUGAACACGGCCUGGAGAAUAAUUCUAGGGGCUUGGGCGAAGAAGUCAGCCUUGACAGAAGGAUCUUCCUGGGUUUUCACGCUGGUGGUUCGGUGACUGCAAAGUCGAAACUUUAAUUCUGAUGAAUAACAAUAUAUACCGCUCCUUGUGUAGUCCAGAAAUGUCGUGCCGAAUGAUCAUGUAAGUCCGAUCAAAAGGCGUUGUUUUCUUUUCCGCCGUCAAGUAUAAACUUCACAUACUCUGCCUACGAAGCCGGCGAGUCCCGAUGUGUGGGACACAGCCGGCCCUGACACUGGCCCAGGUGCAACAACCGU